Molecule: messenger RNA, 1305 nt
Organism: Odobenus rosmarus divergens (Pacific walrus)
Lineage: Eukaryota; Metazoa; Chordata; Mammalia; Carnivora; Odobenidae
Product: galactosidase, beta 1-like 2
Exons: 2
Coding region: 1-1305 (434 amino acids)
Biological process (GO): carbohydrate metabolic process
Cellular component (GO): vacuole
Molecular function (GO): beta-galactosidase activity
Source: RefSeq, a predicted model, not a curated record
AUGGCCAGGUUGCUGGCCACCAUCAACCUGCAGUCACAACAUGAGCUGCAGUUAUUAACCAACUUUCUCUUAAGUGUGCAGAGGGUUCAGCCCAAGAUGGUGAUGGAGUACUGGACAGGGUGGUUUGACUCGUGGGGAGGCCCACACAACAUCCUGGAUUCUUCUGAAGUUCUAAAAACAGUGUCUGCCAUCCUUGAUGCUGGCUCCUCCAACAACCUCUACAUGUUCCAUGGAGGUACCAACUUUGGCUUCAUAAAUGGAGCCAUGCAUUUUCAUGAAUAUAAAUCUGAUGUCACCAGCUACGACUAUGAUGCUGUGCUGACAGAGGCUGGGGAUUACACAGCCAAGUACUUCAAGCUCCGAGGUUUCUUUGGCUCUAUCUCAGGUGUCCCUCUUCCUCCCCAACCUGACCUCCUUCCCAAGACUGCGUAUGAGCCCUUGAGACCGAAUUUAUACCUGUCAGUGUGGGAUGCCCUGCAGUACAUGGAGGAGCCAGUCAAUUCUGAAAAACCAGUCAAUAUGGAGAACCUGCCAAUAAACAAUGGAAAUGGACAGUCCUUUGGGUACACUCUGUACAAGACCACCAUUGCUUCAUCGGGCAUCCUCAGUGGUCUUGUGCGUGACCGGGGACAGGUAUUUGUGAACACAGUGUCUGUAGGAUUCUUGGACUAUGAAAGGAAGAAGAUUGUUAUUCCCUUGAUCCAGGGUUACACCAGGCUGAGGAUCUUGGUGGAGAAUCGCGGGCGAGUCAACUACGGGGAUAACAUUGAUGACCAGCGCAAAGGUUUAAUUGGAAAUAUCUAUCUGAAUGAUUCUCCCCUGAAAAAAUUCAGAAUCUACAGCCUGGAUAUGAAAAAGAGCUUCUUUCAGAGGUUCAGCGUCGACAAAUGGAGCCCCAUCCCUGAAGUACCUACGUUCCCUGCUUUCUUUUUGGGUGCCUUGUCUAUUUCCCUUUCCCCUUUUGACACCUUCAUGAAGCUGGAGGGCUGGGAGAAGGGGGUUGUAUUCAUCAAUGGCCAAAACCUUGGACGCUACUGGAACAUUGGACCCCAGGAGACCCUCUACCUCCCAGGUGCCUGGUUGGACCAAGGCAUCAACCAGGUUAUUGUUUUCGAGGAGAAGAUGGCAGGCCCUGUGAUACAGUUCACUGAAACACCCCACCUAGGCAAGAGCCAGUAUCUUGAUCGAGCACCACCCCGCGCCCCCUGGUGGCGGGAAGCAGGAGAGCACCACAGUCCCCCCUCAGCUGACCGGAGCCUGGUGCUCUGCUCCUUCACACCCUCCCAUGCAGGAGAGUUUCCUUAA